Molecule: messenger RNA, 5453 nt
Organism: Cervus elaphus (red deer)
Lineage: Eukaryota; Metazoa; Chordata; Mammalia; Artiodactyla; Cervidae
Product: zinc finger protein 850-like
Exons: 6
Biological process (GO): regulation of transcription by RNA polymerase II
Cellular component (GO): nucleus
Molecular function (GO): DNA-binding transcription activator activity, RNA polymerase II-specific; RNA polymerase II cis-regulatory region sequence-specific DNA binding
Source: RefSeq, a predicted model, not a curated record
AAUGAGCGACAGAGAGUUCUGAAUCCCUGCUGUGUCAGUGGCCGUGGAGGAUUGUGAUUUGUACCUGUUGAGAUCCUCCCUCUGUGUGGGGCUGUGUUACAGGGAGCUCGCUGUGGUUUUCUAAGUAUUGAACAGCCUAUUUUCAACACUCGGGUCACUUCCCAAGACUGAUCUUACCUGAGAAGGAAGACCAGAGGAGGAGGAAAGCAAGGAGUCAGAAAUGACUCGUUCCCAGGGGCGGCUGACAUUCCAGGAUGUGACCAUAGACUUCACUCAAGAGGAGUGGGAAUGCCUGGACCUCGGUCAGCGGGACUUGUACAGGGAUGUGAUGUUAGAGACCUACGGGAACCUGGCCUCCUUGGGUCUUGUGGUCUCAAAGCCGGACCUGGUGACCUUUCUGGAGCAAAUGAAGACUCCCUGGGAUGUAAGGAGAACGGACACAACAGCCACAUACUCAGCUGUGUCUUCUCACAACACCCAUGGUUUGAUGUCAGAGAAUCCAAGGUUUGAAAAUUCAAUCCAAAAAGCAAACCUAUAUGAAAGAGCUCCCCUCGGAAAUGAACAUUUAACCAAAGACUGGGGACAUACAAGGGUAUGUGACAGACUGAGAGGAUGUUUACAUGGACAUAAAGACAUUGAGACUGUUUCACGUACUGUGGACAUGACUCUCAGAAGAAAUGAGCUCUGGGAGUCAAAUUGGGGAAAGCACCCGUUUCAGUCAUCACCGUCUGCCACGCAGUGUAUCUUUGUAAGCAAUGACUCACAUCAGUUUUUGAAACACACACGUUCCCUGAGGGGAAAUGUGGAAAAUCUGGAAGGUCAUCCAGUCUCUACUUCAAAUGCUCGUUCAGACCACUCUGAACAUAGACUUCGAUUACACAUACAUUCAACCACGUCUGAAAAGGAGAAGUUUACAAAUGAUGGAGAAAACUCACAAUAUAAUCAACUUGAGGGGUCUGUGAGCUGCAGGUCAUUAUUCUUCCACCAACAGACAGGUUCUCUCCAAUCCAAAAUGUGUAAUGUUGAUAAUAAUGGAGGAGACUUAAUUCAGCCAUCACUGUUUGAUACAUAUAAUGGUAGGGUUAAUAUAAAACAACUUUUCAUGUGUAAUAACACCAGUCAGGCCUUAAGUAGGAGCUCCAACCCCAAUAGUUUCCAGAGUAUUUAUGAUGGAGCAAGAAACUGUUCAUGCACUGACAGUGGAUAUAACAUUGAACAAGACUCUGAUCUUAGGAAACAUCAGGCACCUCAAUCUUCAGAUAAGGAUUCUAAAAGUAAUACAUGUAGGAAUAUCUUUUAUCAAGCAUCAGGUCUUUCACUAAAUAAGAGUACACAUACUGGAGAGAAGACUUACAAUUGUAGUGAAUAUGAUGUGUCUAAUCAGUCUUCAGAACUUAUUCAACAGCAGAGUAUUCAGAAUCCACAGAAAAAGUACAAGUGUAAGAAACGUGAGAAAGUCUUUACUAACGCACUCAACCUAUGUAAACAUAGGGAAAUUCCUACAGGAUGGAACACUUUCAAAUGUACAGAAUGUGACAAAGCGUUUAAUCAGAGUUCAAAACUUAGUCAACAUCAGCGAAUCCAUAUUGGCCAGGAGCCUUAUAAAUGUAAGGAUUGUGGCAAAGGCUUUAUUCAACGCAGAGAUCUUACUUGCCAUCAGAGAAUUCACACUGGAGAGAAACCUUAUAAAUGUCAAGAAUGUAGAAAAGCUUUCAGUCAAUACGCAACUCUUAGUAAACACCAGCGAAUUCAUACUGAAGAGAAGCCUUAUAAAUGUAAGGAUUGUGGCAAAGACUUUAGCCGGGUCUCAGGCCUUAUGUACCAUCAGAGAGUUCAUACUGGAGAGAAGCCUUAUAAAUGUAAGGAUUGUGGCAAAAGCUUUAGCCGGGACUCAGGCCUUAUGUACCAUCAGAGAGUUCAUACUGGAGAGAAGCCUUUUAAAUGUAAGAAUUGUGGCAAAGACUUUAGCCGGCACUCAGGCCUUAUGUACCAUCAGAGAGUUCAUACUGGAGAGAAGCCUUUUAAAUGUCAGGAUUGUGGCAAAGGCUUUAGCCGGCACUCAGGCCUUAUAUCCCAUCAGAGAGCUCAUACUGGAGAGAAGCCUUAUAAAUGUAAGGAUUGUGGCAAAGACUUUAGCCGGCACUCAGGCCUUAUGUACCAUCAGAGAAUUCAUACUGGAGAGAAGCCUUUUAAAUGUAAGGAUUGUGGCAAAGACUUUAGCCGGCACUCAGGCCUUAUGCACCAUCAGAGAGUUCAUACUGGUGAGAAGCCUUUUAAAUGUAAGGAUUGUGGCAGAGGCUUUAGCCGGCACUCUGGCCUUAUAGCCCAUCAGAGAGCUCAUACUGGAGAGAAGCCUUAUAAGUGUAAGGAUUGUGGCAAAGGCUUUAGCUGGCACUCAGGUGUUACUUGCCAUCAGAGAAUUCACACUGGAGAGAAACCUUAUAAAUGUCAAAAAUGUGGAAAAGACUUUAGUCAACACUCUACUCUUACUCAACAUCAGCGAAUUCAUACUGGAGAGAAGCCUUAUAAAUGUAAAGAUUGUGGCAAAGGCUUUAGGCACCGCAGAGGUCUUACUCGCCAUCAGAGAAUUCACACUGGAGAGAAACCUUAACAAUAUAAAGAAUGUGGAAAAGCUUUCAGUCACUAUGCAACUCUUACGAAACAAGAGAAGGCUUAUAAAUGUAAGAUUUGUGACAAAGACUUUAAUCAAGCAUCAGAUCUUUCUCUAAAUAAGAGUAUUCAUAGUGGAGAGAAAACUUACAAUUGUAGUGAAUAUGGUAAAGUUUCUAAUCAGUCUUCAAAUCUGAUUAAGCAGCAGAGAAUUCAGAAUCCACAGAAACAUUACAAGUGUAAUAAAUGUGGGAAAGUCUUCAGUAACUCAUCUAAUAUAAGUAAACACAGGAAGACACGUUCAGGAAGCAAACCUUUCAAGUGUACAGGAUGUGCCAAAGCCUUUAAUCAGAGUUCAAAUCUUAGUCAACAUCAGCAAAUUCAUACUGGCAGGAAACCUUAUAAAUGUAGCAAAUGUGGCAAAGUGUUUAUCUAUUUCUCAACUCUUAGUCAACAUCAGCAAAUUCACAUUGGGGAGAAACCUUAUUAAUGUGCAAAGUGUGGCAAAGCCUUUAAUCAGAACUCAAAUCUUACUCGACACCAGCGAAUUCAUACUGGAGAGAAACCUUAUAAAUGUAAGGAUUGUGGCAAAGCCUUUAGCCGGCGCUAUGGUCUUACUCAACACCAGCGAAUUCAUACUGGAGAGAGACCUUAUAAAUGUAAAGAAUGUGGGAAAGCCUUCAAUACAAACUCACAUCUUACUCAACACCAGCGAAUUCAUACGGGAGUGAAACCUUAUAAAUGUAAGGAUUGUGGCAAAGCUUUUAGCCAGUGCUAUGGCUUUACUCAACAUCAGUUAAUUCAUACUGGAGAGAAACCUUAUAAAUGUAAAGAAUGUGGAAAAGCCUUUAGUCAAUCCUCAACUCUUUCUAAACACCGGCGAAUUCAUACUGGAGAGAAACCUUAUAAAUGUAAAGAAUGUGGAAAAGCAUUUAAUAAAAACUCAACUCUUACUAAACACCAGCGAAUUCAUACUGGAGAGAAGCCUUAUAAAUGUAAGGUUUGUGGCAAAGCCUUUAGCCAGAGCUAUGGUUUUACUCAACAUCAGUUAAUUCAUACUGGAGAGAAACCUUUUAAAUGUAAAGAAUGUGGAAAAGCCUUUAGUCAAUCCUCAACUCUUACUAAACACCAGCGAAUUCAUACUGGAGAGAAACCUUAUAAAUGUAAAGAAUGUGGAAAAGCAUUUAAUAAAAACACAACUCUUACCAGACACCAGCGAAUUCAUACUGGAGAGAAGCCUUAUAAAUGCAAUGAUUGUGGCAAAGCCUUUAGCCAGAGCAAUGGUUUUACUCAACAUCAGUUAAUUCAUACUGGAGAAAAACCUUUUAAAUGUAAAGAAUGUGGAAGAGCCUUUAGUCUAUCCUCAACUCUUACUAAACACCAGCGAAUUCAUACUGGAGAGAAACCUUAUAAAUGUAAGGAUUGUGGCAAAGCCUUUAGCCAGCGCUAUGGCUUUACUCAGCAUCAGUUAAUUCAUACUGGAGAGAAACCUUUUAAAUGUAAAGAAUGUGGAAAAGCCUUUAGUCAAUCCUCAACUCUUACUAAACACCAGCGAAUUCAUACUGGAGUGAAACCUUAUAAAUGUAAGGAUUGUGGCAAAGCCUUUAGCCGGUGCUAUGGCUUUACUCAACAUCAGUUAAUUCAUACAGGAGAGAAACCUUAUAAAUGUAAAGAAUGUGGAAAAGCCUUUAGUCAAUCCUCAACUCUUACUAAACACCAGCGAAUUCAUACUGGAGAGAAACCUUAUAAAUGUAAAGAAUGUGGAAAAGCCUUUAGGCAUAGCAGUCAUCUCACUAGGCAUCUCAGUGCACAUACUGGAGAGAAACCCUCAUAAUGAAAUAAGUGAUGGAAGAAGUUUGUCCUAAACAUACACGUUGGAAAACACGAGACCAUUUAUAUAAGAAGGACAUGGAAUGAUGUAGAAAUGUAAAAGAAAAAAAUGUAGAAAAUGGUUUAAUGAAAAAUGAAAUCUAAAUAAAUACCAGAAAAUCCAUACUAGAAAACUUUACAUCAAUCCUGUUUUCCGAAGUUCCUCUUACAGAGAAGUACUAUAGAUAGUAAUCAACAGUUAAAACAGAUAGAAAAUUGAUAUGUUAGUGUGGAUCACAAGAUGAAAGGUUGAUGUUUAUAAAGGUACAAUUAUUAGCAAUGUAUCCUUGUUUAUACUGACAUGAUUUGUGAUUAUUUGAAAAUGAAUGUAGUUCAACUCUCUACUUACUCCAAGGUAUGAUUCAUUUCUAGUGUGCAUGCAAACUUAUGUUUUUGAUAGUUGGUACCUCAAAGAUGAGAGAAGCCUUUCUAUCUAGGGAGAAAUCAUUUAUAUGUAUUCUCCAUUAGAAGAUUAAGGACACAGUAAUGUAACAUGUACAGUAAACAUCUAAAUGGUGGUGUUUGUCAUCCAUGUCACACAUCCCUGUAGGUCACCAUGAUGUAAGUGUUCAGGGAAUAAUUCCACAUACUAAAGAUGUAAGUUAUUAAGUUAUGCUUUUAAAGGUUAAUAUAAUGACAGUUCACUGAAAUCUUGAUGUGUUUUAUAAUAUCAGCAGAAAUUAUGAAUGUUUAACAUAUUUCAAAUAACCUCUGAUACCCUAAAAUGUAUGGGAAACCCUUCCCAGAAAAUUCCUGUAAUUAUUGUAAGUCUUCUUUCUUAAAUGAUUAGUCUCCAUUUUGUAACCAUAGAAAUCACAGUUGUCAGAUCAUUAUAUCAGAGGAAUGAAUAUUGUUUAUGCUUGCAAUCUGUCUUUUAAUCAAAGUUACACAAUGGAGUAUAAAAGGCUUUAUUCUGACUGUGUGUGAUGUUCAUACAUGUUAAUCAAUAAAACUGAAUGGCUUCUUGUGGUAAA